Messenger RNA from Purpureocillium lilacinum, 6606 nucleotides. The record is from RefSeq and is a predicted model, not a curated record. Lineage: Eukaryota; Fungi; Ascomycota; Sordariomycetes; Hypocreales; Ophiocordycipitaceae.
AUGUCGGACCCUCACCGCGAUGUGUCGCAGUACAAGUACUCGGCCAUGUCCAACCUGGUCCUCCAGGCGGACCGCCGGUUUGUCACGCGACGAACCGACGAGGCCACGGGUGACCCCGAGUCUCUGGCCGGCCGGCUGAGCAUCAAGGACAUGGGCGGCCGCGUCGCUCGUGACGAGGCCCCGAAGCAGAAGAAGCAGCCCGGUCUGCCGAACAUCCAGAGGGGAAGCCUCCAAGAAGGCGAGGAUGUCCUGCUACGAGAACAGAGAAAGCGCAAGGCCGACGCCGCGCAGCAGAGAGCAGGCCUACUGGGCGCCAGCGACGCCCUGAUCGAGGGAAUCACCUAUCGGCCACGCACCCCGGCGACGCGAGCGACGUUCGACCUCAUCCUCACGCUCGUGGCGAGCAACUUGGGUGACGUACCCCACGACGUGGUCCGUAGCGCAGCGGAUGCAGUGCUCGAGUACCUCAAGGACGACGACAUGAAGGAUCUCGACAAGAAGAAGGAGAUCGACGACAUUCUGGGAGUGGCGCUCAGCUCGAAACAGUUCAAUGAGCUGGUCAACCUCGGCAAGAAGAUUACGGAUUACGAUGUGCAAGAUGACGAGGAUGUCGACAUGGGCGAGGCGGAAGCCGACGCCGAGAUCGACGAGCGCCAGGGUGUUGCCGUGACCUUCGAUGACGAGGAAGACGAUGACGCCAUCGUCAACGAAGUCCACGAUCAGUCAUCCGAGGACGAGGCUACCGACGAAGACGAGAACGAAGGUGCCGAUGGCGUAGACGUCGACGGUGCGGCUAGUGACAACGAGGCCGUCGACACCAGCGUGUCUCACUCGAAGAAGACGCACGAGGACACUCGAUCAAUACCGGCACGCGAUAUCGAUGCGUUCUGGCUGCAGCGGCAAAUAGGAGCCCUGUAUCCCGACGCGCACGAGCAGACCGACAAGACGAAGGCGGCGCUCCGGAUCUUGUCCGGCGAGCCAGACGAACCCGACGGCGAGGAGAAGACGCUUCGAGAAAUCGAAAACGACCUGAUGGAGCUCUUCGAUUUCGAGCACCACGAGCUCGUGCAGAAGCUUGUCGAGAACAGAGAGAAAGUGUUCUGGCUCACGAAGCUGGCUCGGGCUGAAAACGCCGAGGAUCGCGCCAAGGUCGAGAGAGAGAUCGCUUCUGAGGGUCUGCAAAGGUUGUUGCACGAGCUCCGAGGCGAGGCCACCGCGGACGGCGACAAGCGGAAGAUGAGCAUCAAGAUGGACAUUGACGUGCCUGCGUCCGCGGUCGCCGAGGAAGCCAAGCCUGAACGGCCGGAAGGGUACCUCGUCGGUGGCCUGCAGCCCAAGAAGGUCAUCAACCUGGAGAACCUGGUGUUUGACCAGGGCAACCACCUGAUGACGAACCCCAAAGUCAGGCUCCCAGAGGGGUCUACUAAGCGCACUUUCAAAGGCUACGAGGAGAUUCACGUCCCGCCGCCUAAGAAGCGAAACGAACCUGGCGACGUCCUGAUCCCCAUCACGGACAUGCCUGAGUGGGCUCGAACCCCCUUCAGCACCGCUCAGUCACUCAACAAGAUCCAGUCAAAGUGCUAUCCGUCAGCAUUCGAGGAUGACGGCAACAUGCUCAUUUGCGCACCCACUGGCAGUGGCAAGACCAACGUCGCGAUGCUCACCAUCCUGCGAGAACUGGGCAAGAACCGCAACCCAGAUACCGGCGAUAUUGAUCUCGACGCGUUCAAGAUUGUCUACAUCGCCCCUUUGAAGGCGCUGGUGCAAGAGCAAGUCGGGAACUUCGGCAAGCGACUGGAACCGUACGGUGUCCGCGUCUCGGAGCUUACGGGCGACCGUCAACUCACCAAGCAACAAAUUGCUGAGACGCAGAUCAUCGUGACGACACCCGAGAAGUGGGAUGUCAUCACCCGAAAGGCCAAUGAUCUGACAUAUACCAACCUCGUGCGGCUCGUCAUAAUCGAUGAAAUCCAUCUCCUGCACGACGACCGUGGACCAGUUCUGGAGAGCAUCGUCAGCAGGACGAUCCGCAAGACGGAGCAGACCGGCGAGCCGGUUCGUCUCGUCGGCCUGUCUGCUACGCUCCCCAACUACCGCGACGUGGCCAGCUUCCUGCGAGUGGACAUGAACAAGGGCCUGUUCCACUUUGACGGCUCAUUCCGACCCUGCCCGCUGCGCCAGGAGUUUGUUGGUGUGACGGACCGCAAGGCCAUCAAGCAGCUGAAGACGAUGAACGACGUCACGUACAACAAGGUGUUGGAGCACGUGGGGACCAACAGAAACCAGAUGCUCAUUUUCGUGCACUCGCGCAAGGAGACGGCCAAGACGGCCAAGUACAUUCGCGACAAGGCGCUUGAGAUGGACACUAUCAACCAGAUCCUUCGGCACGACGCAGGCAGCCGGGAGGUCCUUAACGAGGCCGCUUCACAGGCAACGGACAAGGACCUGAAGGACAUCCUGCCCUACGGUUUCGGUAUCCAUCACGCCGGAAUGAACCGUAUUGACAGGACGGAUGUUGAGGACUUGUUUGCGCGCGGCGCCAUUCAGGUCCUGGUAUGCACGGCCACUCUGGCCUGGGGUGUGAACCUGCCAGCGCACACUGUGAUCAUCAAGGGGACUCAAGUCUAUUCCCCGGAGAAGGGAUCCUGGGUAGAGCUGAGCCCGCAAGACGUCCUCCAGAUGCUGGGUCGUGCCGGUCGACCUCAAUUCGAUACCUACGGCGAGGGCAUCAUCAUCACCACGCAGAGCGAAAUCCAGUACUAUCUGUCGCUCAUGAAUCAGCAACUCCCCAUUGAAAGCCAGUUUGUCAGCAAGCUCGUCGACAACUUGAACGCCGAGAUCGUUCUCGGUAACGUUCGCUCGCGGGACGAGGGCGUCGAAUGGCUCGGCUACACCUACCUCUUCGUUCGAAUGCUUCGAUCUCCCGGCUUGUACCAAGUUGGCGCCGAAUACGAGAACGACGAUGCUCUCGAGCAGAAGCGUGUUGAUCUGAUCCAUUCCGCCGCCAUGGUGCUCAGGCAGUCGAGCCUGAUCAAGUAUGAUGAGAAGACUGGCAAGCUUCAGUCAACCGAACUCGGCCGGAUCGCCUCGCACUACUACAUCACGCACGGGUCAAUGAACACCUACAACACGCUGAUCGAACCGUCCAUCAGCAAUAUCGAACUCUUCCGCGUCUUUGCCCUGAGCGCCGAGUUCAAGUACAUUCCCGUGCGGCAGGACGAGAAGUUGGAGCUUGCGAAGCUGCUCGGAAGAGUUCCCAUACCAGUCAAGGAGAGCGUCGAGGAGCCCCAUGCCAAGAUCAACGUCCUGCUCCAGGCGUACAUCUCCCGACUCAGGCUCGAUGGCCUUGCCCUCAUGGCGGACAUGGUCUACGUCACCCAGAGUGCCGGACGUAUUCUCAGAGCCAUCUUCGAGAUUGCUCUGAAGAAGGGCUGGGCGUCUGUCGCCAAGACGGCCCUGGAUCUCUGCAAGAUGGCCGAGAAGAGGAUGUGGCCGACCAUGUCUCCCCUGCGCCAGUUCCCCUCCUGCCCCCGAGAGGUCAUCCAGAAGGCGGAGCGAAUUGACGUCUCGUGGCAAAACUACUUCGACUUGGACCCGCCUCGCAUGGGCGAGCUUCUGGGCAUGCCCAAAGCCGGCCGAAGUGUCUGCGGGUUCGUGGCCAAGUUUCCCCGUGUCGAGGUUCAGGCCCAGGUCCAGCCGAUGACGAGGUCGAUGAUCAGGAUGGAGCUCAGUAUCACCCCCAACUUUGAAUGGGAUGACAGCGUGCACGGCGCGGCUGAGAAUUUCUGGAUCAUCGUUGAGGACUGCGACGGCGAAGAGAUCUUGUACCACGACACGUUCCUCUUGCGAAAGGAGUAUGCCGAAGGAGAAGCGACCGAGCACAUUGUCGAUUUCACGGUCCCUAUCACCGACCCUAUGCCACCCAACUAUUUCGUGUCGGUCGUCUCCGACAGGUGGAUGCACUCAGAGACGAGACUCGCGGUUCCCUUCCACAAGCUCAUACUUCCGGAGAAGUUCCCGCCUCCCACGGAGCUCCUCGAGCUGCAGCCCCUCCCCGUGUCUACCCUCAAGGUUGCCAGCUAUGUCGACUUGUACCCUGGCUGGAAGCAGUUCAACCGGAUUCAGACGCAGACUUUCAACUCCCUGUACAAUGGUGACCAAAACGUCUUCGUCGGCGCCCCGACUGGCAGCGGCAAGACGGUCUGCGCCGAGUUUGCGCUGCUGCGCCACUGGACUCAAGGUGACGCCGGGCGAGCAGUAUAUAUUGCGCCGUUCCAGGAGCUUGUGGACGCAAGACUUCAAGAUUGGCAGAAGCGAUUGGCACACUUGAAUGGAGGCAAGGAAAUCGUGAAGCUCACGGGUGACACGGCCACGGAUCUCAAGAUCCUCGAGAACGGCGACCUGAUCCUGGCCACACCCACGCAAUGGGACGUGCUGUCGCGGCAGUGGAAGCGCCGGAAGAAUGUCCAGACGGUGCAGCUGUUCAUCGCGGACGACAUUCACCUGCUCGGUGGAGCCAUGGGAUACGUCUACGAGAUCAUUGUCUCUCGGAUGCAUUACAUCCGAACGCAGACCGAACUGCCCAUGAGAAUCGUCGCCCUGAGCGUCUCUCUGGCCAACGCAAGGGACAUCGGCGAGUGGAUUGACGCCAAGAAGCACGACAUCUACAACUUCAGCCCGCACGUCCGGCCCGUUCCUCUCGAGCUUCACGUGCAGUCCUUCUCCAACCCUCACUUCCCCUCGUUGAUGCUGUCGAUGGCCAAGCCUACGUAUCUGGCCAUCACCCAGAUGUCGUCCGACAAGCCAGCAAUGGUGUUUGUGCCCAGCCGAAAGCAGACCCGCGGCACCGCGAGGGACCUGUUGGCCGCCUGUGUUGCGGACGACGACGAGGACCGCUUUCUUCAUGCGGAGGUUGAGCAGAUGCGACCGCUACUCGAGCGGGUUCACGAGGAGGCUCUUGCCGAGGCGCUGUCUCACGGCAUUGGCUACUACCACGAGGCCCUCAGCCAGAGCGACAAGCGUAUUGUCAAGCACUUGUAUGACAACGGCGCCAUUCAGGUCCUGGUGGCGUCGAGAGACGUCUGCUGGGAGCUGACGAGCACUGCCCACCUCGUUGUUGUCAUGGGCACUCAGUACUUUGAGGGCCGCGAGCAUCGCUACGUCGACUACCCACUCAGCGAGGUGCUGCAGAUGUUUGGGAAGUCUCUGCGGCCGUCCAAGGCCGGCAGCUCUCGUGGCGUCCUCAUGGUUCCGCAGGUGAAGCGCGACUACUAUCGCAAGUUCCUGAACGAGGCCCUGCCGGUGGAAUCGCACCUACAUAACUACCUGCACGACGCCUUCGUCACCGAGAUCAGCACCAAGAUGAUCGAGUCGGGUGACGAUGCCAUCAACUGGACCACCUUCACCUACUUUUAUCGCCGACUGCUCGCGAACCCCAGCUACUAUAGCCUGACCAGCACGACGCACGAAGGCCUCAGCAACUACAUGUCGGACCUUGUGGAAACGACUCUGCGGGAGCUGGCCGAGUCCAAGAUCAUCGACUAUGACGAGGACGACGGCUCGGUCGCGCCGCAAAACGCCGCCAUGAUCGGUGCCUACUACAACAUCUCGUACAUCACGAUGCAGACGUUCCUGCUGUCGCUGAGCGCUCGCACGAAGCUCAAGGGCAUACUGGAGAUCGUGACGUCGGCAACCGAGUUCGAGUCGGUGCAGGUCCGCCGUCACGAGAGCAGCCUCCUCCGACGCAUCUACGACCGGGUGCCGGUGAAGAUGUCCCAGGUGGAGCACGACUCGCCUCACUUCAAGGCUUUCGUCCUGCUGCAGGCACACUUUUCGAGGAUGCAGCUUCCGAUCGACCUCGCCAAGGACCAAGAGGUGCUCCUGUCGCGGGUACUGAGCCUCCUCAGCGCCGUGGUGGACAUUCUCUCGUCCGACGGCCACCUCAACGCCAUGAACGCCAUGGAGCUGUCGCAGAUGGUGGUGCAGGCCAUGUGGGACCGGGACAGCCCUCUCAAGCAGAUUCCUCACUUCACGCCCGAGGUUAUCAAGGCGGCUGGGGAGUUUGGAAUCAAAGACAUUUACGAGUUCAUGGAGGCCAUGGACCCCGACGAGAACCCCGAUCACGGCAAGCUGGUGAAGCGGCUGGGCCUUACGCAGAGCCAGCUCGCGCAGGCUGCCAACUUUACCAACGACAAGUAUCCAGACCUGGAGCUGGAGCACGAGGUCGUGGACGACGACGAGAUCAGGGCCGGCGAGCCGGCAUACCUGAACAUCAAGAUCGGGCGCAACGCGGACGAGGACGAUGGCGACGUCGACACGACGGUGCACGCGCCGUUCUACCCGGCCAAGAAGAUGGAGAACUGGUGGCUCGUCGUGGGAGACCAGAAGACGCGCAACCUGCUGGCCAUCAAGCGCGUCACGAUCGGGCGGGAGCUCAAGGUGCGGCUCGAAUACACGGUGCCAACGGCUGGAGAGCACGCGCUCAAGCUGUACCUCAUGAGCGACAGCUACGUGGGCGUGGACCAGGAGCGCGAGUUUACGGUGACGGCAGCCGAGGGCAUGGACGUGGACGACGAGGACGACGAGGAAGACGAGGACGAGGAAUAG